UCUGCAACCAACCUUUACUAGCGCUGCUGAUCUCUCAUUGGUUCGCUACGGGCAAGCCUCCUGUGUUUGUGGGCGUGGCCCGUCUCUGGUUGGCUCGUCCGGGUUAGGUUGUCUUGCCAGGUUUUUGCCGGUUGCAUCAGCUGCUCCAGUGAACCGGGUAGUAGUGACAGGGAUGUCGGAGAACGUGGCGGCCAAAAUGGAGAAUCUGAACCUCAAUCAGGCAAAUUCGGAAGGCGGUAAACAAAAAGAGGGCGGUAAGAAGAAGAGCAAGGAGGGAGCUGGUGGCGGACGGCCUGAACUCAAUCCCUGGCCCGAAUACAUCAACCAGAGACUGGACAUCUACAAUAAGCUAAAAGCCGAGCACGACUCCAUCCUAGCCGAGAAAGCCGCAAAAGAAAGCAAACCGAUUAAGGUGACCCUGCCGGAUGGGAAACAGGUGGAUGCGGAGUCUUGGAAGACCACUCCAUACCAAGUAGCUGCAGGAAUCAGUCAAGGGUUAGCGGACAAUACAGUGAUUGCAAAGGUGAAUAAUGCGGUGUGGGACCUUGAUCGCCCCCUGGAGGAGGACUGUACACUGGCCCUGCUGAAAUUUGAUGAUGAAGAAGCUCAAGCAGUAUACUGGCACUCCAGCGCCCACAUCAUGGGGGAAGCCAUGGAGCGAGUGUAUGGCGGAUGCUUGUGCUACGGUCCACCUAUAGAAAAUGGCUUUUAUUACGAUAUGUUUCUUGAAGAGGGCGGGGUGUCCAGCAAUGACUUCACCGGCUUGGAAAACCUGUGUAAAAAGAUUAUGAAGGAGAAGCAACCAUUUGAAAGACUUGAAGUGUCCAAAGAGACCCUGCUUGAAAUGUUUAAGUAUAACAAGUUUAAGUGCCGAAUCCUAAAUGAAAAAGUGGAGACUCCGACCACUACAGUGUACAGAUGUGGCCCCUUAAUCGAUCUUUGUAGAGGGCCCCAUGUCAGGCACACCGGCAAGAUUAAAGCCUUCAAGAUACACAAGAACUCCUCCACUUACUGGGAAGGGAAAGCUGAUAUGGAAACCCUACAAAGAAUAUACGGAAUUUCUUUUCCUGAUGCAAAAAUGCUGAAAGAAUGGGAGAAAUUCCAAGAAGAAGCCAAAAACCGAGACCACAGGAAGAUUGGAAGGGAUCAAGAACUGUUCUUCUUCCAUGAGCUGAGUCCCGGAAGCUGCUUUUUCCUGCCCAAGGGAGCUUACAUCUAUAACCAGCUAAUCAGCUUCAUCAGGCAAGAGUACAGAAAGCGUGGCUUCCAGGAGGUGGUCACCCCCAACGUUUACAACAGCAAACUAUGGCAGACGUCCGGUCACUGGCAGCACUACAGCGAGAACAUGUUCUCUUUUGAAGUGGAGAAGGAGAUUUAUGCUCUGAAGCCUAUGAACUGUCCCGGACACUGUUUGAUGUUUGACCACCGGCCGCGCUCUUGGAGGGAGCUGCCUCUGAGGAUGGCUGAUUUUGGAGUCCUUCACCGCAAUGAGCUGUCCGGUGCCCUAACGGGACUGACCCGAGUCAGACGCUUCCAACAGGACGAUGCCCAUAUAUUCUGUGCCAUGGAGCAGAUUGAAGAAGAGAUCAAGAGCUGCCUGGACUUCCUGCGCGCCGUCUACAACGUCUUUGGUUUUACCUUCAAACUGAAUCUCUCCACACGGCCGGAAAAGUUUUUGGGUGACAUUGAAGUCUGGAAUCAGGCAGAGAAGCAACUUGAAAACAGUCUCAAUGAAUUUGGAGAGAAGUGGGUGCUCAAUCCAGGCGACGGCGCCUUCUACGGACCAAAGAUUGACAUCCAGAUUAAAGAUGCCAUUGGCCGCUACCACCAGUGCGCCACCAUACAGUUGGACUUCCAGCUCCCCAUUAGAUUUAACCUCACCUAUGUCAGCCCGGAUGGGGAAGACAAGAAGCGGCCGGUCAUCAUCCACCGCGCUAUACUGGGGUCUGUGGAGCGGAUGAUCGCUAUUUUGACAGAGAAUUAUGGAGGCAGAUGGCCUCUCUGGAUUUCUCCUCAGCAGGUGAUGGUGGUGCCCGUGGGACCCACAUGUGAUGACUAUGCCCAGAAGGUGAAGGAACAAUUCCACCAUGCCGGGUUUAUGGCGGACGUAGAUCUCGAUCACGGUUCCACCCUCAAUAAGAAGAUCCGGAACGCCCAGCUCGCCCAGUACAAUUUCAUUCUCGUGAUCGGAGAAAAGGAAAAAACCAGCGGGACAGUAAACAUCCGCACUAGAGAUAACAAAGUGCACGGCGAACGUUCUGUGGAGGAAACAAUUGCCAGACUCCACCAGCUGAAAGAGUCCCGAUCUAAGAACGCAGAAGAGGAGUUCUAAGGUCUGCCGCGUACAAAGUGUCGCGCACAGGUUACUAUGGAUUCUUUGCACUGCUGUGAAGUGAAGUAAUUUAUCCUUGAGCCAAAAAACAAAAGGAAGAAAAAAAAAGAAACCUGUGAAGUCUCCGUCUGGCGUUCAUUGGGAAAUGUUCUUUGAGGGUCUGAUUCUAGGGUGGUGUUUUCCAACCAGGGUGCCUCCAGCUGUUGCGAAACUA
Messenger RNA from Hyla sarda, 2546 nucleotides. RefSeq names its product threonyl-tRNA synthetase 1 (gene TARS1). The record is from RefSeq and is a predicted model, not a curated record. Gene Ontology annotation, cellular component: cytoplasm. Gene Ontology annotation, biological process: threonyl-tRNA aminoacylation. Lineage: Eukaryota; Metazoa; Chordata; Amphibia; Anura; Hylidae. The transcript is spliced from 19 exons. Bases 173 to 2332 code for a protein of 719 amino acids. Gene Ontology annotation, molecular function: ATP binding; threonine-tRNA ligase activity.